Trichoderma virens Gv29-8 is the source of this 794-nucleotide messenger RNA. RefSeq lists its product as uncharacterized. NCBI's taxonomy places the organism in Eukaryota, Fungi, Ascomycota, Sordariomycetes, Hypocreales, Hypocreaceae. The record is from RefSeq and is a predicted model, not a curated record. The transcript is spliced from 2 exons. The coding region runs from base 84 to 542 and encodes 152 amino acids. Gene Ontology annotation, cellular component: mitochondrion.
AACGACGAAAUCUCUAGCUCAAAUUCUGCCUUGCUGGCUGCGUUGUUACUACUACCCAGAGAUUGUGCACCUCAAUGGCCACGAUGGCCGCGGAAACCCCCAACAUCCCUCAGCAACGGCUCGGCGUCCCGUCUCGGAAUCCGCUGCCUUUAUCGGCUUCGCAAGAGUCGCAGGUGCGAGACAUAUACUAUGCCAGAGUGCGCAAACAAUGCGCCGACGAAAUCAAAGCAUUUGCCGAUUGCGCCCUCGGCCGAACGUUUAGCGUCACGUUUGCCUGCCGAGCUGAACACACCGCUAUGAAUGCCUGCAUGAAGCUCCGGGCUACGCAGGAGGAACAGGACGCCGCGCGAGAGGAAUGGUUCGCACUACGAAUGGAACGACAGCGGCAGCGCGAGAGGAAAACCAAGAUGGCAGCCGCCCAAGAAGAGUUCAUGCGGGAGUGGUGGGGUCUGCCAGAGGAUGUGAGGCUGUCGAGACAGAAAGAGAUGGAAAAACGAGGAGAGACGGUACCGCCCCUAAGACCCGAUGGCAGCACGAAAUAAGAUGCACUUGUGGAAAGAAGAAGAAAAUCAUGGUUUCUGUUGGCGUUUUAUGUUGGCGCAGGGAGUGUGUUUUUGCAUGGACCAAAGACUUUGAUGGCUUUUUGUUUGAGUAUGAGUUGAUGAGAGGGGGCAUGUACAGAUAUAGAUAACGGGGACUUGUACGAUAUAACGUGUUGAAAAAAGGAGAGGCCGCUUUCUGAAUAGCGCAGCGGCCGAUUUAUAGACGACUAGAAACUCACUGCUUGACAAGCA